AUGGUGCAAGCGCCGGUUCCUCUCAGUCAUGGCAGAUAUGAAGACAAGCUGAGCUCAGUCGCCCGCUUGAACGGUCGCGUCUUCGACAACGACCCCGUCAUCGCGUACAUGCUCCUGGAUAUGAGCCGGGAACAGCGGCUGCGGUACCUGCCCAGUUACUGGUAUAAACUCGCCAGGUCGGCGCUGAUGAACGACGCGCUCAUCACGGAGGCGGAUGGGUGGAAAGCGGCGUCCAUUGUUAUCCCGCCGGGACGGGACAUUGAUAAUGUUUGGACGCUUGUGUACUCCGGCUUCCUGUGUAUUUUGUGGAGAAUCGGAUUCUCGGGUCUCAAACGUCUUUGGACUGAGUUCUCCGGCAUGACCGACAACGCGAAAAGGAAGGGCCUCGGAGGUCAGAAGCGCUACUACUACGUCUUCAGCAUCGGCACUGAGUAUGAGCAUCGCGGAAAAGGUCUUGCCAAAGCUAUCAUGCACUAUCACCAAGAAGUAGCGCAAGCAGAGAAUCUCCCGAUCUGGCUCGAGGCCACGACUGAAAGCUCUCGCUUACUUUAUCUCUCAAUGGACUUCCAGGAGGUCGAGGAACUCUCUCUCGGAAAAGGGAAAGUUGCUGCGGAUGCUACGAUUCAGCCCGGUGGCCCAGGAGUUACUCUAUAUGCAAUGGUGUGGUGGCCGAAAUCAUCAGACCGAGGCUCAGAGCCUGUACAAGCCGCUGACACUACAUCAAGCUGA
This is a messenger RNA of Penicillium maclennaniae, 729 nucleotides long. RefSeq names its product GNAT family N-acetyltransferase. The coding region runs from base 1 to 729 and encodes 242 amino acids. The record is from RefSeq and is a predicted model, not a curated record. Lineage: Eukaryota; Fungi; Ascomycota; Eurotiomycetes; Eurotiales; Aspergillaceae. The transcript has 4 exons.